AUGGACGUUAUCAUCGUCACGGAGGAGGUGGACCGAACGGUGUUGUACAUACGACACCGGUACAUCGACUAUGAAGACAAGUUCAUGGCCCCCUUUACGGCCCUUAGACCGCCCCUUCGCGGCCCCUAUGCGGCCCCUCGCCCCCCCCCCCCCCCCCCCCCCCCCCCCCCCCCCCCCCCCCCCCCCCCCCCCCCCCCCCCCCCCCCCUCUCAUGGCCCCCCUUUGCGGCCCCCCCCGUCGCGCCCCGUCGCGGCCCCUUCGCGACCCCGUCGCGACCCCGUCGCGGCCCCGUCGCGGCUCCGUCGCGACCCCGUCGCGGCCCCGUCGCGACCCCUUCGCGACCCUGUCGCGACCCCGUCGCGACCCCUUCGCGACCCCGUCGCGACCCUGUCGCGGCCCCUUCGCGACCCUGUCGCGGCCCCUCCACGGCCCUUUGUGGCCCCCCCUUUGCGGCCCCUUCGAGGCCUCCUCACGGCCCUUUGCAGCCCCUUCGCGGCCCCCUGCGUGGCCCGCCCCUGCAGCAGCCGCCCCUGGCCCCUGGAGCAGCCGCCCCUGCAGCAGCCGCCCCUGCAGCAGCCGCCCCUUCCCCUGGAGCAGCCGCCCCUGUAG
Messenger RNA from Closterium sp. Yama58-4, 609 nucleotides. The record is from the annotation of a GenBank genome assembly. Lineage: Eukaryota; Viridiplantae; Streptophyta; Zygnematophyceae; Desmidiales; Closteriaceae.